UUUUGGAAUCUAUGGAAAGGAAUUUGUUGUUAUAUGUAGAUAAGGUAGGACAGUAGAAACAAUCUUAGAUUAGGAAGGUGAGGAGAUCUUGUUUAUGGUCUGGCCUGGUCUUGUUUGAACUUGGUUAACCAUCUCUGUUCUUGUUUUUUCAUUUGUAUAAAAGAGAGUGAGAUAGAGAUACUGAAUGAGAUGAGCUAAAAGAUCUGUUUUAACAUUUAGGAUUUUGGAAGCUAGAACAAGCGAGUCCUGAAACAAGACAGAAAUGUCAAAGAGAUUAAUUUGACAGAGUACACACAGAGGAGUAUUUGAAAAUGAUGAGAAUGUUUGUGCUACCAGGAGAUGAUGGAAAGCCACCUUGUAAAACCUGAUUCUAGAAAUUGUAAGAGGCCAAGAGAAGUGGAGCCUCAAAUGCCAAAUAGUCCACUGCUGUCCUCUCUUGGAAAAUCAGAUUCAUCAUUCUCUGACUAUUCUGCACUAUUUUAUAAGGAUGUGGCCCUGGAGAAAGAGUUGAAUGAUGUGGGCAAGGAAAUUAAUCUAAUGUUUUUUACAUAUGCAAAGAUCUUAAGUGAGAGAGCAGCAUUAGAUGCAUCCUACAUUAAUGAGAUAGAUGGACUCUUCAAAGAAGCUGAUACUAUUGAAAACUUUCUGAUAGAAAAAAGAGAGCUCCUGAGACAGAGGCUUACAGUGAUUGCAGACACACUGCACAAGUAAAAUGUGUACUUAAAAUAAGUUGGGAAUUUAAACCUGUUACUAUUGUGAUAAAAGAAUGACCUUUAUACUUUGAAAGCUCCCUAGUCAUUAAAGAAAAUGUAUAUCUGAAA
Chinchilla lanigera (long-tailed chinchilla) is the source of this 821-nucleotide messenger RNA. RefSeq names its product testis expressed 12 (gene Tex12). NCBI's taxonomy places the organism in Eukaryota, Metazoa, Chordata, Mammalia, Rodentia, Chinchillidae. Gene Ontology annotation, cellular component: central element. The transcript has 5 exons. Bases 340 to 711 code for a protein of 123 amino acids. The record is from RefSeq and is a predicted model, not a curated record. Gene Ontology annotation, biological process: synaptonemal complex assembly.